UAGAAGUAAGCAGUUAGGUUUCAAACCAGCAUCGAAGAAGGAACAACAAAGAUACUCUUACUAUAUAAUCAUAACUACGAAAUAUAGUGAGAAAAUCAUUUCUAUAUCAAAAGAAAAUCUUCAAUUAAACUUUGUUCACUAAACGAGGAUAUCAUGUCUAUCAAAUUGAGAAGCGUUCUCAUAAGUGAUCCGGUGGACGAGUCCUGCAGCUCUCUUCUUUCGGAAUAUGGCAUUCCUGUAAUUACAAAAUACAAACUUUCGAAAGACGAACUUAUUAAGGAACUACAGAAUCACGAUGCUCUAAUUGUACGUUCAGAAACGAAGGUCACUGCUGAUAUAAUAUCGGCCAGUUCAAAUCUUCGUGUAAUAGGUCGUGCUGGAACUGGAGUGGAUAACAUUGAUCUUGAAGCAGCAACACGCAAGGGAAUUCUCGUAUUAAAUACGCCAGGUGGUAACAGUAUAAGCGCUUGCGAGUUAACAUGUUCGAUGAUAUGUGCAUUACCACGUAACAUAGUUCAAGCAGGCCAAUCAAUAAAAGAAGGAAAAUGGGAUAGAAAAUUGUAUUCCGGUUUUGAAUUGUAUGGUAAAACAUUAGCAGUCUUGGGUAUGGGUAGAAUUGGUCGAGAAGUUGCAUUGAGAAUGAAAUCUUUUGGUAUGAACAUCAUUGCUUUUGAUCCAUUGCUGAAGAAGGAAGUUGCCGAAUCUCUUGGUUUUAAAAAAAUUACAUUGGAUGAAGCAUGGAAAGUUGCCGACUACAUUACUGUGCACACGCCGUUAAUCCCAAAAACGAGAAAUCUGAUAAACGCUACGACAUUGGGAAAAUGUAAGAAAGGUGUGUACAUUAUAAAUGUAGCUCGAGGUGGUAUAGUCGAUGAAGAAGCACUUUUAAAUGCAUUGAAAAGUGGUCAAUGUAGUGGUGCAGCCUUGGACGUGUUUACGGAAGAACCACCUAAGAGUCCAACUCUUAUCGAGCUUAUUAAACAUCGUAAUGUUAUAGCUACUCCACAUUUGGGAGCUAGUACUGCCGAAGCUCAGCAACGUGUCGCUGUUGAGAUAGCUCAACAAUUUUUGGCAUUAGCCGAGAAAACUACGGAAUAUUCCGUAAAUGGUAUCGUCAAUGCUCCUCUUUUAGCUGCAGCAAUGAUGGAAGAUAAUGCACCUUGGAUAGAAUUGUCGAAGAAGCUCGGCCAGUUAGCAGCAAGGCUCGUUCAAAGGAAAUUAAAUACACCUGUGCAUAGUCAAACUAUUGGCCCGGAUAUGGAAGACAAAAAAUUUAUUCACACGUCUGUAUUAGUUGGUAUACUUACAGGUCAAACGAAAAAUGGUUUGAAUUUGAUCAAUGCACCGAUUUUGGCUGAAGAUAUUGGUGUUGAUCUCAAGGAUAGUCAUCUGCCAGGUAAUCACAGAGCGGUAUUGGUUACUGUUGGAUCGCAUCAAAUUAAAGGAACGAUUCGUGAUAACCAACCAUUAUUAGUCUCUGUCGAUGAUGCUCUCUUUCCAAAUGACAUAGCACUGACGAAUCAUAUCUCUCUCUACCGUGCUAAAAGUGUACAAAAUGUGGCCGAUAUUGUUAAUGUAUUUUCAUCAAAAGGUAUUAAUAUAAGCGGUUUAAAUGCCAACGGCAACUGGAUAGUCAUACAAACUAAUCAAGAAGUCUCUAUUCCUGUUGAUGGCAUUGAAAGUUUUUAAAAUGCAUUAUGCAUUUAUUCAGAACUCUAUUAGUCUCACCUAGACUCCUGUUGAAUGAUUAUCCCAAAAAAACAAUGGAAUCGUUAGUUUCGUUUCUUCGAUCAUCUCAGUCACGAAUUCGUGAUCUCAGUAUUUUAGAAAUUUCUUAUCUGAAAAGAGAAUAACAUAAUGGCAAAUUAUAUUAAUUAUAAAAACAAAAAAAAAACUUUUAUUUAAACCAAAAAACUUGUGUAGUUUAUCGUAUGAAAAAUUGAGACAAACGAGCUCAAAAUUGUACAUAAUUAUACAUAUAUAAAUAUAUAUAUUUGAAUAUGUUACAAACAAAA
Molecule: messenger RNA, 2015 nt
Organism: Polistes canadensis
Lineage: Eukaryota; Metazoa; Arthropoda; Insecta; Hymenoptera; Vespidae
Product: hydroxypyruvate reductase
Exons: 7
Coding region: 154-1689 (511 amino acids)
Biological process (GO): L-serine biosynthetic process
Molecular function (GO): NAD binding; phosphoglycerate dehydrogenase activity
Source: RefSeq, a predicted model, not a curated record